AUGUUAGAAUAUGAAUGCGACACUAGGCUAGGUUCAAAACGACCCUUGAGUGAAGAUGCCUCAGUAGCUGCAACGUUAACUUCAAAGAGGGCAAAUGAAACUCCGACAAGGAAUAGAGAAUUAACAACUGUACUGGUUGAAAACUUACCCAAGAGCUAUAACCAAAGCAAAGUUCAGAAGUACUUUAAAGAUUGUGGCCCUAUUAUACAAGUGGAUGUGGCAGAUUCGCUGAAGAAGAGUUUUCGCUUUGCACGUGUUGAAUUUGCUAGAUAUGAUGGAGCUCUCGCUGCAUUGACCAAGACGUAUAAAGUUGUUGGCCAGAAUAAAAUAUCAGUCUCUCAUUUGAUAGACUGCACGUUAUGGAUGACCAAUUUCCCGCCAAACUACACUCAGCGAGAUAUAAGGGCUCUAUUUCAGAGCAUUAAUAUAGUUAUUUUGAGUAUACGGCUACCCAGUUUACGAUUCAAUACAAGCAGAAGAUUUGCUUAUAUCGACGUUACUUCAAAAGAGGACGCAAAUACCUGCGUGAAAAAAUUGAAUGAACUUGAAAUAGAAGGCUAUACAUUGGUUACUAAAAUCUCUAAUCCCCUCGAAAAGUCAAAACGAACCGAUUCUGCUACGCUGGAGGGGCGGGAGAUUAUCGUACGAAAUCUAAAUACAAAACUGCUCGACGAAAAUGUUCUUAGGGACUCAUUCGAGCAAUUUGGUUCCAUUGAAAAAAUCAACAUUCCUGCUGGACAGAAAGAGCACAGCUUCAACAAUUGUUGUGCAUUCAUAUAUUUUGAAAGCAAAGACUCCGCUGAAAAGGCUCUCCAGAUGAAUAGGACUUUGCUGCACGAUAGGGAGAUUUCUGUUAGCCUGGCGGACAAAAAACCAUUUUUAAAAAGAAAUGAAGUCAAAAGGCUUCUUACAUCACGCAACAGUAAAGAACUAGGAUCGCUAGCAUGUUUAUUUCCUCUUUCAGAUAAGGUUUCGCCCAGCCAAAUAGAAAAGUUUCUUCAAGAAGAGAUACACGUUGACAAAAAUCAAGUUGAGAAGGUGCUUCUCGUUGGCGAUUUUAAUGGCGCCAUCGUUGUAUUUAGGGAUGAGAAGUUAGCAGCAAAGAUACCAAUGAUAAUAAAUGGAUCUCAAUUCCAAGGAAAAGUUAUACGAUCAGGCACUAUUAAUGAUAUGAGAAAAUACUAUAACAACCAACAGAAUCAUAACGUAAGGAGGGCGAAACCUAGCUAUACACACAUGACACAGAAGACCGCAGUUAAUGAAAUGAAGAGUAAUUUACCAAAUAAGCAAGAGCAAAUGUCCAACGACGACUUUCGCAGGAUGUUUUUAGGAAAAUAA
Molecule: messenger RNA, 1338 nt
Organism: Saccharomyces kudriavzevii IFO 1802
Lineage: Eukaryota; Fungi; Ascomycota; Saccharomycetes; Saccharomycetales; Saccharomycetaceae
Gene: PRP24
Product: U6 snRNP complex subunit PRP24
Exons: 1
Coding region: 1-1338 (445 amino acids)
Cellular component (GO): ribonucleoprotein complex
Molecular function (GO): RNA binding
Source: RefSeq, a predicted model, not a curated record